ACACCAUAAUUUAGGGGCAUCUAAUUAAACGUAAUUAAUUUCAUUGAAUUUUAUAAUCGUUUAUAAAGAAAUUAUAUAUUUUAAAGUCCAGAUUACAUUUUAUCUUAUGCAACAUAGGUUCUUUUCUUAGUAAAGGAAGUAUGAGGACAGUUAAAUGAACGACUAUAUUGCAAUAAGUACUCGUAAUUUAUUCUAAUGUAAUGCCACAUGAAGUAUUUGCAAUUUAUUAAUAUUUAUUGCCAGAUAAACGUAAUACUAAGGUUAAGAAGUAUGCAUCUAAAUAGUUACUUAUUUUUUCAUUGUAGAAAUAAUGAGAAUCUACAAUGAUUCAGCAAAAUCAACUAGAUAAUCUUAAUCUUGCACGACUGUGCACUAACAAUUUUAAAGGGUAUUGCCGAAAGAUGAUUGGACCGAUCGGACGUAUGGAUGUUUUAAUUGGAAACGCAACAUGUCGCGAUUUGCUUGAUUAGAUUAGGGAAGGUCCUCGUAUAUUUCUUUCAUAUUAGUAUUACUUAGUGACUUUUCAGCAGUUCGCAGCGAUUCUCAAGUAUAUUUUUUACACAUUAAUGCGCCAAUAAUGACGCUAAUUUCUCAAAAACAUGUUGGAAAAAAACUUCAUGGAAAGGUGAACAUAACCCUACGACAAUGAGAUGCCCUAAUUCUGAAGUCAAAUACAUCAUUUUUAUCGAGAAUAAGACUGUGCAGUGAUACAACUAAAUAAAUAUUAUCGUCCGAAUUAUUUAGUGCUUCUAGCAAUAUGGGACUAUUAUUCGCAAAAUUGUGGAGUCUUUUUGGCAAUGAAGAACAUAAAAUAGUUAUGGUAGGCUUGGAUAAUGCUGGUAAGACAACUAUAUUGUACCAGUUUCUAACAAAUGAAGUUGUUCACACAUCACCAACUAUUGGAUCUAAUGUUGAAGAAAUAAUUUGGAAAAAUAUCCAUUUCAUAAUGUGGGAUUUGGGUGGGCAGCAAAGUCUAAGAGCUGCAUGGUCCACUUACUACACUAACACCGAAUUUAUAAUUAUGGUCAUAGAUAGUACAGAUAGGGAAAGACUUGGUGUAAUCAGAGAAGAAUUAUACUCGAUGCUAAAUCAUGAAGAAUUAAGUAAAGCAAAUGUUUUAGUUUAUGCUAAUAAGCAAGAUUUAAGAGACAGCAUGACAGCUGCUGAAAUUUCUAGACAGCUGGAUUUGACAUCGAUUAAAAAACAUCAGUGGCACAUACAAAGUUGUUGUGCACUUACUGGAGAAGGGCUUUAUCCAGGUCUCGAAUGGAUUGUUGGACAUUUAAAGAAAACAUGACGUACAUUAUGAGAACUCAUUUUAAAUGUAAUAAGAUAUCUAAAAUGUAAAGUAUAUGUUCAUUGUAAGUUACUGUGCCACUUUAACGAUUGUACAAAUGAAAUGAGAAUGAAUGAUCAUUUUUCAAAUGGUACACUAGCUUCAUGCAUAACUUAAAGUGUAACUGCAUAUGUUGAUUACAAUUUUUGCUGCAGACACUUAACGUAUCAAAUGGUGGACGGGUAAAUUUUGUCUUAUCUAUUAAUGUGAUAUGAAAAUAUAAUGGGAAAUGAUUGUAUCUAUAAUAUAAGAGUAAAAUAAUGUUUUAACUAUUAUUUAUGUAAAAGAUAUAUAAAGAAAUCGUAUUGUAAAAGAAAUGGAAAAGAUUUAGAAUGGCAGGAGUCCUUUAUGGAGGGUAUUGUAUUAAGAGGAGUAUGUAUAGAGAAUACUUUUUUUUAAUCUGUGUGUAGAAAGAUGUGUAUUUGAACAUUCUAUAGCAGAGAUGCUAAAUUGAAUACAUUACCUACAAGUUUAUUAUAUUUUGCUACUUUUAUCUAUAAAUGCUGCAUUUAAAUCAAAUAUUAUUAUUGAUUUAAUAACAAAUUUUAAUGAAAAUUCUGCAUGCUGUGUGAAAAAUAUAAAGUUUAAUCUUGAUCCCGUCCACCUAUGUUUAUAGUAAAAGAAGACUAGAUAAUUUAUUCAUUCUAUUUGAUUGAUAUGCGGACAGAAAUUGUUUGGCCUGUGCGACUUCCAAAACUAUACCUAUGUACAUAGUUUUUUAUACUCCGCAUUAAUAGUAAACAAUUGUAAAAAGUAAAAUCCGAUUUAGCACCAAUUAAACCACAUAUUUUUCAAAUUUCUGUGUGAGAGUUUCAACAUUUUUUUUAGUGCUUGAUACAGCAAACAUCUUGUAAAAUUUCAUGGCUAGGUUAUUCAACCAAUCUAACUAAACAUUUAAAAGCAGACUAUUAACUACUCUGUGAUAUGUGGAUUCAACAGUGAGACGGUUGUUUGUUGGGAACAUUGACUCUGUGUUCUGUAGAAGAAUGGUAACUAUGUAUUAAAAAGUGUACUUCACAUACGUACAUAAGAGAUUAUUUUGUUGAAAAAGAAAACUGAUCGUCUCAUUGUAAAUAUUAUGAAUCGUUUUAAUGCUUCAAUCCAUGAGUAUCCAAUUAACAGCUGUCUCAUUUAUUUUAUUUACUUCAUAAUUAGAAUGACUAACUUUUGUGUAGCUAGAAAUACUCCAAUAUUUAAUAUCUAUUAAAAUUUAAAAUAUUAAUAGCAUAUGCAAAAAUCAUUAUAGAAAUUGUUAAGAUCAUUGUAUGAAAGAUAAAUGCCGUCUAAAGCCAGAGUGAGAUAAUACAUUUAAAGUUUCAUAAAAACAAACAGUAGUUUUCUCAUAUUGAGAAACAAAGCAAUGAAUUGUCUUGUAUAUGAUAUAAUACUGCAAAUUAUACUUAAUACUAUUAUAUAUUCUCAUUAAUAGUUUUUGUUAUAUAAUAAUUCAAAAAUAUGCAGUACAAGUUACAGGUUGUUUUAUUUCAUCAGAGUUGUACACAAGUCACAUGAGUCUGAUAUGCUUGUGCACAUUUAAAUUUCACAAAUGGCUCAAAUUUAAUUCUAAUUAAAAGAUGCAGAAAAAUGUUUACUUCUAAUUAUUCUGUCAUUGUUAAUGAAUUUAUGUAAUAGAAAUUGAAUAAUUGCGUACAAGGUUGUUAUUUAACUAAGGACUGAAAUUAAUGUAAAAUAAAUUUACCAAAUUUUCUUUUGCAGGAAAUAGGCAAAGAAUCAUGUAUUGUAAUUUCUUUAAUACACAGUUUCCUAUUUUCUUUAAUUAUUUUUUUGUUUCUAAUCAUCUUAUAUUGUUAAAUCUUGUUGACGACGAACGCGGUGUAAUAACAUUGAACUAUGAUAAAGAUUAUGUACAUGCUCCAUUAGCUAGUUACUUCAUAUAAAAGACUCGAGAAAUUUUUCAAUUUUUGUAAUGAAAUCUUUUAAAUUAUAAUAAAUAUAUUUUAUCGUAUUUUGUUUUUUUCUUCAAUAUUAACAUAAUAAGUACUUGCUAAAAAAUUUUUAUUCAUUCUUUUAAAAAAGUACUUAUAUGAAAAAAAACAAUGCACUAAGUCAUGGAAAAAAGGAAUAGAUAAGUAUAAUUUUCAAUGAUCUAUUUAUUUUUACGUUCGUUAUAAAUGAAGUAUCGCACACACUCACUCAUUCUUUUAACAAUGGAUCUACCACUGGUCAUAUUUUUUAAUUUACAUAAAUUGUAAUGACUCUGCAAUUGGGCCAUAGUUUUCUUUUAGCAUAUUCGCAGAAUUUAAAACCAAUAACUGGUGCGCUAACACUUGCAAUAUUGUUUACAUAUUUCAUUAGCCCUAUACAUUUUAUUUUCUAUUUUACGUAGUUUACUAAGAGCAGUUGCGUUUCGCGAAUAUUCUGCUGGAGAAAUUGAUUUAAUUCACGCAAUGUCUUUUUACUACAAUAGUAGAAGUAAAGAUGUUUAUUGCGAUUCAAUUGUAUUCUAAAAAUUUUGAUACUUUUUGGCAGUGUCUGUUUAAUUUUAAGACAUUGUCUAUCUAAUGUUGACUACGCACACAGCUAACCUUUUUGCCGAAUAUUUCAGUGAAUUAACUAGUUUUUAUUACAACGAUUAUUAUUAUUUUUUUACUUCUAAAAUUGUCACUAUUUAAGUUAAA
Colletes gigas is the source of this 3975-nucleotide messenger RNA. RefSeq names its product ADP-ribosylation factor-like protein 5B (gene Arl5). Gene Ontology annotation, molecular function: GTPase activity; GTP binding. Gene Ontology annotation, cellular component: trans-Golgi network; cytoplasm. The coding region runs from base 758 to 1297 and encodes 179 amino acids. Lineage: Eukaryota; Metazoa; Arthropoda; Insecta; Hymenoptera; Colletidae. The record is from RefSeq and is a predicted model, not a curated record. Gene Ontology annotation, biological process: protein localization to Golgi membrane; vesicle-mediated transport; intracellular protein transport. The transcript has 4 exons.